AGGGCUCCACACACUGCAUUCAUGCCUGAAGGAGACAGGUUCCCCUCACACUUUCCCAAUAAGAGUAGGAGUUUGUAGAAUUUACCCAGAGUGGUCCUUUAUCCAGAGUGUAUAUAGAGGCUUACAGGCAUAGCAAAAGUUACUGCUGGACAUUUGGGACAUGAGAGAUGACUUCCACAGUAGAUUCAGAUGAUGAUAGAGCCUUCAAAGACUUGAAUGUUGUUGGAAUGCUGCAUCAUUUCUGGGAGCAAAAACAGGUGAACGGUGGAACACUCAAGACUGAGAACCUAGUUGUUUAUGAAUCCAUUCCCUCACCAGGACCUCCAUUUAUCUGCUAUGUCACCUUACCAGGAGGGAGCUGCUUUGGCAACUACAAGUAUUGCUAUACAAAGGCAGAAGCCAGACGUGAUGCAGCUCGUGUUGCUCUGAUGAACUCAACAUUCAACGAUUUGCCCUGUCGUCGCAUCACUCCAGAAUUCAUUACUCACAGCAUAGAAGAGGCUGCCGCCACCACCAGUGGUAACAUGGAGGAUGCCUCGGAUCCAAGCACCAGUUUAGGAGCUUAUUGUCUCAUGCUAAAAUCCAACACAGGAAAAACCAUGCUGGAAUUUCAGGAAUUAAUGACAGUAUUUCAGCUGUUACACUGGAAUGGGACACUGAAGGCUUUUAGGGAGAGGAAGUGUAGUCGUCAGGAGGUGAUCAGCUACUACUCUGAGAAACGGCUGGAUGAGUGUAUGCGUAGCCACAUGGCUCUGGACUGGCUGCAGAGGGAGAGAAAGAGACCGGGUCUGCUCUCACAUGAACUGCAACUUGCUUUCAAAGAACUGGCCCAGGCUCGGCAGGCCGGCCGAGAGCUCCGCUUCUACAAGGAGAAAAAGGAAAUCCUUAGCCUGGCACUCACUCAGGCCUCCACUGAGGUACUGCAGGCCUACUGCGAGGAAGAAGAAGAGUGCUGGAGAAAAGGAGAAACUGCAUUGGCAUAUCUGACCCGCGGGGGGCGCUGCCCGGAGGGUAGCACGGUGGACUCCUUAGAACAUUACGAGUUUUAUUACCUGGAGAGUGGGAGUGACAGAGAGUCACUGGGUUGAAGUGUGUAUGUGUGUGUGUGUGUGUGUGUGUGCAUGUUUGUGUGUCGGGGCAGGUAACAUGAAAGACCUUAGACUCACAUUCAAGAAAGCAACCUGCAUGUUGUACAUUUUCAACUUUGUAGAGAUCGAUGUACUGUAAUAUGUGCAGCUAAAUGGGCUCCUGUGUAAAUCAGAUUUCUUUAGCAGUAAAUGCGUUAGGAGUACACUUCAGGUUUGAACUUCUAAAGAGUAGCACGAGCUCUCUUAUUGUUUGGCCUGAAAAUUUUAUAACUUGGUUUUUGUUGUGAAAAAAAAAAAAAUCAUUUUGUAUUGCCUUGGGAUUUAGAAGGGAGUGUAAAUAAAUGAUGAUACUUUUUGCUUUAGCCACAGGGUGUCGCCAUAUCCUGUAAAUACCAGAUACCAGCUUCUAAUAAUGUACACGAUAGUGGUUCUCAACCUUAUUCCUGCCCCUGUUUCCCUGCUCUACCACACCUACUUCGAUUAAGUAAAGGCUGUUGAUUAGUUGAUUAGUUAAAUUUCGGCAUGUGUGAUAUAAGAACACAUUACUAAUUGCAGGGCAGUGGUCACCCAGGACCUGAUGUUGUCCAGGACCCAACUCCAGAUUGGUACAGGCCAUUUUCUCAAUAAACUGAAU
Messenger RNA from Clarias gariepinus (North African catfish), 1722 nucleotides. RefSeq names its product limb and CNS expressed 1 (gene lix1). The coding region runs from base 168 to 1088 and encodes 306 amino acids. Gene Ontology annotation, biological process: autophagosome maturation. The record is from RefSeq and is a predicted model, not a curated record. The transcript has 6 exons. Gene Ontology annotation, cellular component: cytoplasm. Lineage: Eukaryota; Metazoa; Chordata; Actinopteri; Siluriformes; Clariidae.